This is a messenger RNA of Penicillium cinerascens, 2451 nucleotides long. RefSeq lists its product as uncharacterized. The record is from RefSeq and is a predicted model, not a curated record. Gene Ontology annotation, molecular function: zinc ion binding; RNA polymerase II cis-regulatory region sequence-specific DNA binding; DNA-binding transcription activator activity, RNA polymerase II-specific. Bases 1 to 2451 code for a protein of 816 amino acids. The transcript is spliced from 3 exons. NCBI's taxonomy places the organism in Eukaryota, Fungi, Ascomycota, Eurotiomycetes, Eurotiales, Aspergillaceae. Gene Ontology annotation, cellular component: nucleus. Gene Ontology annotation, biological process: DNA-templated transcription; regulation of transcription by RNA polymerase II.
AUGGCCGACUAUCAAGAGUCGCUGUCACCGGGUGAGACGGGAGAGGCCAAAGUCAUCCAGCGGCGGCGACGGCCCCCGCUUUCCUGCACCGAGUGUCGUCGGCGAAAACUAAAGUGCGAUCGCUCGCUUCCAUGCGGGCAAUGCGUUCGCUCCAAGACUGCGGCUUCGUGCGUCUUUGUUGGGCCACGGCCCGGGGCUAUUUCAGAGCCCUCGCGCCAUAUGUCACCUCCAGUAUCUCGAAUGCGGAUGCCUAGCGUCUCGGACGACCAGUCUGGGAACGGCGGGAUGUUUGUCUUCGAUUCCAAAAUGGGGCCGAAGUCGAGUUCUAACCGCGUUUCCAAACGAGGUCAAUCGGACGAGCUGCAUGAACUCAGGAACAGACUGCGCACGCUGGAACGUGCACUGUCGAAACCGAAUGCUCUCCAAACUCCAGAGACAUCGGUUGGCGACUUAUUUUCCGACAUCGGCACAUCUUUGCACAGUUCAGAUGCAGCCGGCGUGGACGACCGUGUGCGCUUUCUUCCCGAUGGCAGUUUCCGGGGCAAAAGGGGCAAAACUCGAUAUUUCGGGCGUAGCCACUACACCACAACGGUAUCUUUUUUCCAAGAUAUUGGCUCAUUCCUGCGACGUGGCCACAAGGGCGUCAAGGACGUGGAGUUUAACGACAUGAAAAAAUUCAAGUGUGAGCUCUGGUCUCGUGAAAGCCAAAGCCACCAGCGAGCCUUCAAAGAGCAGGCCUUCAAUUUGAACGAAAUGGUACCAGCACGAACCGUCGCGGAUGAGCUGCUUCAACUGUAUCUGGAUAGUUUCGACUCGACCUUUCGGGUCUUGCACAUCCCGACCUUUAUGAAGCAGUACUCCGACUACUGGGAGAACCCUCGGAAUCCAGACAUGGCUUUCGUAGCCCAAUUGUUAGCAGUCUUGGCAGCGGGAAGUUGCUUCCAUAUAUCGAUGGAGCCUGAAGCCCGCGAGAUAUACCAAACCCCAGCGAUGAAGUGGAUCAUGGGCGUUCAGUCCUAUAUCUCCUGCACGUUUGUGAGCCCGGAAAUCGAUCUAAGGAUGAUCCAGACGCAGACUCUGCUGUUGAUGGCUCGUCUCGGAGUUGCAAAUGAUGGGGAUGUAGCUUGGGCUUCGUCAGGAUCACUUAUUCGUUCCGCAAUGACGAUGGGACUGCAUCGCGACCCCACACGCUUCCGCAAGGGCACUCGCCCAUUCUGGUGUGAGAUGCGCCGUCGAGUCUGGGCGACAAUCGUGGAGCUCGAUUUGAAGAUCUCUCUAGACCGAGGAGUGAUCCCGUCAAUUGACCUCGAUGAAAGCGAUUGCGAUCCUCCGUCCAACUGGGACGACACCGAUCUGAUCGAAAGCAUGGAGAGCAACCCGGCUCCUCUCAGCACCGCAACAUAUACUCGGAACUUCUACCAAACUCUUCUUUCAAAGUCAUUACCGCUACGAUAUCACAUCGCAAAGAAGAUCAACGCCUUAAAAUUCGAUCUUUCCUACGACGAGGCCUUGCGGAUAGGGGAGGAAAUGCUCCGGUUUGUGAAGAACGCAGCAUCACUAUUCGAAGACAAUGCAUCUAGCAUCAGCCCUUCCGACGCGACACGCCAUCAAUUCGCUCAGUCUAUCCACAUGUUCAUCAUGCGCAAAUUUCUCCUCGCCUUACACCGACCCUUCUCACUUAGCGUUGUACGACUUCCAAAAUGUUCCUACUCCCGAAAGAUCUGCCUUGAAGGAUCACUCGAGAUUCUAUCGCUGAUGGAACUUCCUUCAACACCGGAUGCGAUUCAGUAUCCACACGUCACACAACUAGGAAGCGGCAUGUUCCGCGAUGAAAUCUUCCAUGCCGCGAUCACGGUCUGCGUGGAACUAUCUCUACAGGCUCAUGAAAUGAGUCAUCCCGGCUCAGCAAUGGACGGAAUGAACUCGAGCGUGCUGAUGAGUAUGGUCCAGUCUCAACAGAGCGUGAUGCUACAGGGAGUCGAGCGCACUCUUCACGACUUUGGUCGACGCAUCAGGGCCACUGGAACGGGAUCCAAGCCUUAUUUUUUUCUGACCAUCGUUUUGGCCUCGGUCAAGUCCCGCAUUAAAGGAGAGGACCCACUGUCCCAGGUUGAGGCUUCGUCUAAAAGGGCCGUUCGAGUCUGCCGAGGCAGAUUAAACGGCCUUUCGUACUCCGAUGCGCUCGCUCAGGCAGAGAAUCAGCCCGCACAGGUAUGCUACCUCCGUCCGAGCCUAUGGAAUCUCUCUGACACGUCCAAGACCCCCGUAGUCCCUGACGGACCGACUCCGAUGUCCGGAUCCUCGCUUGACUUGGACCUUCCUUCGCUUUUGUCAACGGGCUUUGGCGACUUUACGCCUAUGGAUUUGGGAGGCUGGUUUGACGGUCUGGACACCGGCAGCACAGAGCUAUGGGAUAAUAAUUUAUUCGGAAACCUCCCAACCAUCCCAUGA